AUGCCUGGUUCCUAUAGAUACUCGACAAGGUACUCAAGCCUAGAAACACCUAACGGAACAUCCACAAACAUAUCUACCCCUCCACACACUGGGCAAAGUAAACGGCCAAGACUGCCUCACAUCACUCCAAUCAGAAUAAACGAGCCGGGUUCCAGGGGCCUGCUACUCAUGUCGCCUGCCUUUUCGUCCCCUCAACCGCCUUUGGCUCUUGAGAAAAUUCCCACUUUUAGUGAUGGGAUGAUCCCUUCAAUGGGGCCAAUAGCCAUCUCAAUGGCACAUCCAGUAGUCUCACAACCGUUCAGUACGCUGGCCGCCUACGAGGAGCCAGAACCGCAGAAAAAGAAUAAGAAACAGAAGAAGGCUCGCCGUGACGAGAACGACGUCGGGUUUCUGCUCCAGUCCUCCGAGAAACCACCUUAUUCUUACGCGACUCUCAUUGGAAUGGCUAUCCUUUCUCACCCUGAUAAACAGCUCACUCUAUCCCAAAUCUAUCUCUGGAUUUCAGAUACAUUCAAAUACUACCGCCAAGGCGACGUUGGAUGGCAAAACCUGAUCCGUCACAAUCUCUCGCUCAACAAGGCAUUUGUUAAAGGUGAGAAGUCCAAGGAUGGAAAGGGCCACUUCUGGCUAGUACAGCGCGAAUCCCAAGACUUAUUUCUCAAAGCGAAAAACAACAAGCGCAGUCUGUACGAGGAGGUUAUGGAGCAAUUGGCUACUGCAAAAGACGGCUCCCAUUUGCCACUGUCUCCAAAUAACUUAACCGAUGAUGACAUGGUGCGCACACUGGGCGAUGCCAGCCAUUACAAGAUCAAUAACCAUACAAUUAUCGCCAGAAAUGUGGCCUCCACUGCUUCUUCUGCAUCAAUUUCCAGACCAAGCAGGUCUGAACGUGCUAGUAGCUACAAGGGUAGUUACAAUAACAAUAGCAACAACGUCAAUAAUGAUGAUGACGACGACUUCGAUGACGAUAACACUAGGUACAAUGGUAGUGCCGCUGGCGCCCACUCCGAAAGCCCAAACCUCCUCGUCAUUCGAACACCCACUCAUGUAGGCGAGAACAGCCGUGAAACGCUGCCUGACCGGCCCAUCCGUGCCAACAAGAACUCCCCCUUCACGCUGAGUUUCAGUUGUAGUCUGAACUUUGAGUUUCUGCCCGUUCCGCCUGUCGACACUGGUCCUCUACUAGAGCCACUCACUCCUGGGCGGUCAUCUCUUCGCACAUACACAAACAGCGAUAUCAAUGUGAUGACCUCUGGAAACUUGAACAAAGGUCUGACGGUGUCAGAACCUAUUGCAGAAACUCCUUCAAUUAUUAUUAAUCUGAAUAGACAUGCAAGCAUUGUCUUCCAUGGCGCUUCACCAGGAUCCAUUGCUAUCAGUGAUGCGAGACAAGCGGUAGCCCAGGGGAAGGUGUCUACCACCACUUCGUUUUCGGAUGGUUCGUUCUCGUCUGUAAACUCUGGUCUUUCUUUGAGUGCGUCUAAUUCUGUUUCUACCACGAUCAGUAAUGUUGGCAGUAAUUACCCUGCGCCAACCUUCAACUUAUCAAGGACUCCGAAAGAGGCUGCGCGGACUCCACUCCGGCUACUAAAGACACCGUUGAGCGGGACGAUGGUGCGGAAAUUGUGGCAGUCGCCCUCAUAUCUUGAAGAGUUCUACCACUCUCCGUUCGGCAACGACCGGAAGAUUUUGACUCUGUACGACGAUGAUGACAUGAUCUUGCGGUCAUUUGAUAGUCCAGCUGCUGCCAGACGGCCACGUCCAAAUUUGCUCAUUCAAUUAGAGAAUGUACAGUCUGCAGAUGUUGAGGAGCGAGAAUAG
Australozyma saopauloensis is the source of this 1821-nucleotide messenger RNA. It is a transcript of the gene HCM1, whose product is annotated as Hcm1p. Gene Ontology annotation, biological process: regulation of transcription by RNA polymerase II. Gene Ontology annotation, molecular function: DNA-binding transcription factor activity, RNA polymerase II-specific; RNA polymerase II cis-regulatory region sequence-specific DNA binding. The record is from RefSeq and is a predicted model, not a curated record. The transcript has a single exon. The coding region runs from base 1 to 1821 and encodes 606 amino acids. NCBI's taxonomy places the organism in Eukaryota, Fungi, Ascomycota, Pichiomycetes, Serinales, Metschnikowiaceae.